Messenger RNA from Musa acuminata subsp. malaccensis (wild Malaysian banana), 1079 nucleotides. Its product is annotated as protein SRC2-like. NCBI's taxonomy places the organism in Eukaryota, Viridiplantae, Streptophyta, Magnoliopsida, Zingiberales, Musaceae. The record is from RefSeq and is a predicted model, not a curated record. Gene Ontology annotation, biological process: defense response.
UCGUCUACGAUUCCCAGCCUCGGGAAGGAAAGAAAGCCUGAUUAGAAGUGCCCUUUGAGCUCGGCCAUGGCGUGCCGAACGCUGGAGAUCACCUUGGUCUCGGCCAAGGGCCUUAAGGACGUAAACCUUAUCUCCAAGAUGGCCGUCUACGCUGUGGUCUCCCUCUCCGGAAAACGCCGGGGGCGGCAGCUUACCCCGCCCGACCGCGAGGGUGGUCGCAACCCAACCUGGAACUCCACCAUCCGCCUCACCGUCCCCGUCGACGUCGACCUCGCCCGCCACUCCAUCCACAUCCUUCUCCGCACCAAGCGCGCGCUCCGGGACCGCGACGUCGGCGAGGUCCGCGUCCCACUCUCGGAUCUCCUCUCUGGUGCCUGCGGUGGCCCGCCGCCCGUCCAGUUCGUCAGCUACCAGGUCCAUAGGGUGACGUCCGGCAAGCCCAACGGCGUCCUCAACUUCUCCUACAAGCCCGGCGAGUGCGUCGCCGCCUUCGCCCUCGUCCCCUCGGCCUCUGCCUAUCCGCAUCCCUUCAUGGCGCACCCCACGGCUCCCGUGAUGUUGUACCCAGCAGGAACGAGCUCGGCAGCUUACACAGCGUAUGGAGCGGGGCUGCCGUAUCCACCGCCAGUGGUGUACCAGCAACUGCCGCCGCUUAGUUAUGGACACCCCCUUGUCGGGUACGGAUACGGAUACUCGCCGGCGAGUUACGGGUACGGGUAUGGUGCUGCUCCGCCGCCGGUAGUACAGCCACAUAGGAAGAAAAUAUUGGGAACAGGGCUGCUCGGUGGUGCGCUUGGCGGGCUUCUGGUCGGGGAUAUGAUAUCCGACGCUGCUGCCUACGAUGCCGGGUUGUAAGAGGAUUCAUCUUCAAGUGUCCUCAGCCUUUCACAGAGCACCUUGAUGGCUUGGUCCAACUCUACGAUGCCUUGGUUUUCCAUAUUGUUCACCUCAGCAAUAAAGCUUAUGCUGGCUCAACUUAGCAAGAUGACCAAAUCUGACUUCAUCUCGGGGCGGAAAGAUGUAUCUAGUUAGUUAUAUUAUGCGAGAAAUAAUGGGUUGCACUAUUAUCAUUUAAUGAU